Molecule: messenger RNA, 3271 nt
Organism: Adelges cooleyi (spruce gall adelgid)
Lineage: Eukaryota; Metazoa; Arthropoda; Insecta; Hemiptera; Adelgidae
Product: nose resistant to fluoxetine protein 6-like
Exons: 13
Coding region: 64-2508 (814 amino acids)
Molecular function (GO): acyltransferase activity, transferring groups other than amino-acyl groups
Source: RefSeq, a predicted model, not a curated record
GCGGGCCUCAGUACCGCGAGUAGUCGACGAGCGACGUGAUAACGAUAUUGCCCAGCUGCAGCCAUGCAUUUUCGCGUAUCGCCUCUGACCGCGUCCGGCAUAGUCCCGGCGUUGGCGCUUCAUAUUAUACUACUGUUGUGCCGCACGGGAGAUGCCGGCGCGCAGGGGGAACUGUCGUACACGUUCGUCCGAGACUCGCCCGACAACGAUUCGCCGACCACGGUUCAGCCCGGCCAGGACAGCGAACAGCCCUACGCCGUGGAGCUGUCCGACAUGGUGUACAACCCGGAAACGGCCGGCGCCGACGCGGAUGCGGAACCGACCGGACCGCCGGAAGCCGGGCCCGGGACACGGUGGGUGCAGAGGAUACCGAAAGGCGCGGCCGUCAGGUCGGGCAAAUCCGCUCAACCUCAGGCCCUACCGUCCGACGACAGCCCCGUGUGGUUCGGCCAAGUGCUCUCCAACGUCUUGUACGGCGGUUGGCCCGGCCAAGACACCAGCCCGGCUUGCGCCAGAGAUUUGAACACCUAUCGGCAGUACGUCAAGACUUCCACGCUUUGGGCGAUCAAAAUGUUGGAUGCUUCGGCCAAAGGACCCGAAGGUUUGUUGACCGGUAACACCGCGAGCUUUGGAAAUUUCGAACAGUGUGUGGGCACAUCGUCCAAACGGACCGGAGUGGCCGGUGGUUAUAGUUUAAUCGAUAUAGAUUUCCGACCGACCUAUGAUGUGUACCCCGAUUUCUACAAUAACGAUCAUUCCAGAGAUUAUUUGCCGGACGACGACGAAGAAUCAGUAUGGGAAGCCAUAAAAGACAACAUACAAGUAGAGUAUGUUCAGAGACACCGUUACCAGUGGGCGGUUUGCUUACCAGACACGUGCAAGGUGGAAGACGUUCACAAUAUAGUAAGCAAUGCUCUGUUGCCAGAACUUAAACGCAACGGUCUAGAAGGAAAUAUCAGCGUGGACCCGACACUGCACACUUCCAAAUACACCACUUAUAAAUACACGGCAGGAUUUUACUUAGUGAUCACCGGGUUUUUGUUAUUGAUCGGUCUAGUUGGUGCUGGAACAGCCUACGAUUUUGUGUUUUUGUAUUACAGACCCAAGUCCGAACACGGACCGUUAAAGAAAAUUAUGAAGCCUUUCUCGUUAAUAUCAAACAUCGAACGCCUAUUGAAACCCUCCGAGUCCGACGAAUUUUCCGUGAUCAACGGUUUGAAAGUCUGUUGUAUUCUACAAGUGAUCCUCGGCCAUAGAAAUAUAUUAGAAUACGGAUAUCCUCAAAUGGACAGCGAUUGGGUGUAUUGGACGCUACACAAUUUCAUGUGUAACUACUUCAAAUGCAUCGUUUUCCUGGAAACGUUUUUCGUUAUCAGCGGCUUCCUCACUUACAUCAUGAUCACAAAACAACUCGAACAAAAGAAACAGCUGAACUUCAUACCGAUCAUGAUCUACAGAUGGUUAAGGAUAUUCCCCGUGUACGCGGCUCUCAUCGUCACAUACAUAUUUGUACUGCCCUACAUGAACAGCGGCCCAUAUUGGCAGAACAUCGUGUACAGGGAGUCAGAAAGAUGCCAAAAGAACUGGUGGACCAACGUGCUUUUUAUUAACAACUACGUGCACACCGACGAAUUGUGCAUAAUUCCAGCGUGGUAUUUGGCGUGCGAUAUGCAUUUCUUCAUAGUCGGAACACUCCUUACAUACGUCAUGUGGAGAUGGCAGGAAUUGGGCAGAUGGGCUCUAGGAGUCUGUAUAGCGGCUUCCACAAUCAUCCCCGCGUAUAUGAUAUACGUUGGCAACUAUCAAACGGUCGGACCCCUAGACGCAGCGAGCCUUAAGGAUUUAGCCAAAACAUCUUAUUAUACCGACGUGUACAUCAAGAGUCACAUGAGAGCCACGCCGUAUUUCAUUGGAAUGGCAGCCGCGUACAUUUACAAAAGACUUAAGGAAUCGGAUUACAAAGUGUCGCUGAAAAACCGCAUUAUUUGGAUACCGAUUUGUGUUGUCGUUGGAAAUCUAGUGUACUUGGGAACAUCGGUAUUUUACACGUUCGGAAUAGGUCUCCCGUAUUCCUCUUUGAAGCACUCCAUGUACUUCACAAUCAGUCGGUUGGCUUGGUCGCUGAUCAUGUCCUACACCAUAGUGGUCCACGGAGUGACCGGUUUAGGCGUUAUUUUCAGCGGCUUUUUAGGUCACAGAAUGUUCCAAGUGUUCGGAAAACUCGUGUUUUGUAUAUACGUUUUCCAAGAAAUCAUUCAACUCCAAACGGUCGGUUCGAUCAAGUACCCGAUUUACCAAGACUUCACGACCAUAACAAUGAAAUUUGGCGGUGACCUGUUCGUGGCAGUGGUGUACGCGUUCAUCAUGAACGUCACGGUGGAAUCGCCUUUUGACAGGCUGCAAAAGAACGUUAUGAAAAUGUUUUACGGAGAAAUGUUUAUAAAAAAAACCAAGGAGCACCUACCGGAAGUCCAAACCGAAUUCACACUAAAAGACUCGAAGGCUUAAGACUAUAGUGAAACUAAUAUUACAUACAGUUUGCGUUAUUCCUUGUAAAUAGACAACUAGUUACCCGAAACUGCACUGUUCGUGGCCACGGUCAUGACUAAACGAACAUCAGCUGUAAAGUAUAUAUAUAUUAGUCACCAUAACUUUCAAAUCGACGUCUAUCAUGAGGCGUUUUUCGAACUCUGUUUUUUUUUUUUUUUUUACAAACAAUGAUAAUAUUGUAAAUUAUAUUGUAAUUACUCAGCUGUACGGUCCAACUCUACAGUUGUAAAUAGUUACGUUUCAUGUAGAAGUUAGUUUUUGUGAGCAAAACUAGAAAGUAACCGAUUUUGUUAACUUUUUUUUUUUUGGUUAAAUUGACUGUAUUUGUAAAAAUAAAAGAGUUUUUUUAAUGUGACGAUUUGGUGGACGUGUCAAGAGCUAAACGGAAGUAUAACGGUACCGAUGGAGGUUAAUGUCUUGAGAAGGAAAACCGAGGUGGACCCGUGGAAAAAGAGUGAAAUUGUCAAACGAGUACGCAUUAACGACGAUCAUAUUAAGCAAAAGCACUUUGCAUGCAUAAUGUAUGUAGCUUGCUAAUGAGACAAUAUGAAAAAUAAUUAUUAUUUUAUUAAAAUUCGUCGGUUUUGUAAUAAAUAUAUAAUAUAUAGGUAUAUUUUUUGUAUUAGGUAUUUAUAAAAUGUAUAAAUUAUUAUAACGACAUAAUAUUAUUACACUGUUUAAAUGUAUAUUUUUAAAUACAUAAGUAAGAUUUGAUUUUUUA